This is a messenger RNA of Fusarium redolens, 2000 nucleotides long. RefSeq names its product NADP-dependent oxidoreductase domain-containing protein. The record is from RefSeq and is a predicted model, not a curated record. The transcript has 6 exons. Lineage: Eukaryota; Fungi; Ascomycota; Sordariomycetes; Hypocreales; Nectriaceae. Bases 150 to 1793 code for a protein of 547 amino acids.
GCGGUCUUUUCCCCAGUCGUCAUAUUCAAGCACCGAUAUCAGUCUUUAUCAAGACUAGUAAUUUCGUUAUCUUCAACCUCACGAUUUACAGAGACAUUCAGCCAGUGCGGUAUUCUUCAAACCCUUUCAAUUCGAAUCAAGACUUCACAAUGGCCGUUUCUCGCAAUGGCAGCAGCAAUACGGCCCACGUCAAUAUGAUGACGGAUAACGUUAUAGCGAACCUACCUCCUGAUGGCCUGAGGGUUAUCAUCCGCUCGCUGCUGGCAUCUCACCCUAAUAUCACCGCCAGUUUUGAAGACGCAACUCGGCAAUACCUUGCUCAGACCCAGACAAAGUCAUCCAAAUCUCAAUCCGCCACUCUCGAUCUUGAGGGGCUAGAGAAGACCCAAAAGAUUGUCCGAUGUAUGCUUGGGUCCGGGCAAGCGUUUGAGGGUGUUUCUAUUCUUGACAAACUGGUUGUUGACGGCAUUCAGCUCGCUCUCGAGUCACCAGAAGAUGAGGGAGAGAAGCUCCGCGUAUUCCUAGCUUCUUUAGAUGGCGACUUGGUUCAGGCAAUGACAGCUGUGAAGAAGAGCCUUUCUGUGAGCUCGGGAGCCCGGGCGCUUUCCUCACAAGAACGAACCAUUAUCCAAACUCUGUUUCAGUCUCUCAUUCAGUGUCAAGAGACGUUAAGGGAUACUGGUAUAGAAUUCCCUUAUGGAAGAGGUAUGCUCACAACAGCAAACAUACUGGGCGUUCCUAUCCCAAGUUCCCAGCAAUCAUCCUUGAAUGGGCUACCUUCAGAUUUGGCCAGGCCUCCCCAGGCCACGGAGACUUUCCAACUUGGUGACAGAACCCUUCCUCGCAUCUUUUCAGGUCUAUGGCAGAUGUCAAGCCCAGCCUGGGGCUCUGCCCAGAUGUCCAAGAUCGUUGAAGGAUUCUCUACACAUGUUCAGAAUGGCUUCACUGCAUUCGACAUGGCAGACCACUAUGGUGACGCCGAAGUUUUAUAUGGACGUUUUCGAUCGCUGUAUCCGCACAAAGACGAAAUGUUUACUGCAACAAAGUACUGUGUGUUUCAUCCCAUGACUGUUUCUCGGGAAGCAGUACAAGCGAAUGUGAGCGAGAGAUGCAAUAGAUUACAGCAAGAUGUGAUCGAUCUACUUCAAUUCCAUUGGCAACUUUGGGAUAAUCCGCAGUAUAUCGACGCGUUGCAAUAUUUAGCAGAAGACAAGCGAGUGGCCCGGAUUGGUUUGUGCAAUUUUGAUACAGAACAUCUUGAACGAGUUGUCGAAAGUGGUGUCAAGAUAUAUACGAAUCAAGUACAGUUCUCGUUGAUCGACUCAAGGCCUACCGUGAAGAUGUCAGAUGCAUGCUCUCGACAUGAUAUCAAGCUGUUAACAUAUGGGACUUUAUGCGGCGGGUUCAUCGCAGAUAAGUGGCUCAAUCAGCCGGAACCAGAUGUCUACGAUACCAACAUUACUCCCAGCCAGAGAAAGUACUACGGAAUGAUAUGCAGCUGGGGCGGCUGGGUUCUCUUCCAAGAACUGCUUGCCGUCCUACGCAAUAUCGCUACAAAACACGGAGUCAAUAUCUCCAACAUAGCUACGCGCUGGGUGCUAGACUUUCCCUACGUCGGAGCAGUCAUUAUUGGGGCGCGGAUUGGUAUGAGUGAGCAUACAAGUGACAAUGCUACUACCCUCGGUUGGAGCUUGGAUGACGAUGACCGAAGAGUCAUUGAGGAGGUGUUGACGCGGAGUAGCAGAGCCGAGAUGUUUGAGGCCAUGGGUGACUGCGGUAAUGAGUACCGAUAAAAGAACCUUAUCUAUUAGUGGAGAUAGAAGUUCAGCCCUGGUUCAUCCGAGCUUCCAAAAUAGGAUGGGAGGCAAUAUGUAACGUCUGUUUAAGACAAUAUCCACCUCGUGUAUGCAGGCGGCCCGGUCGAGACUGGCGAUCUGAACUCGUACCGGACGUUUUCUUCCCGAAGUGAGUGCCGUUUGACCUAUCCCCUCUUACUGGAU